AUGAAUAGCCCAUUGCAAGAAGAAAUCUUAGAAUUACAAUGGCAUACAUUAUUUUGUGGCGACAAUAUAGAAAGAUCUUCGUUAUUACAACAAAGGUCUAGUUUACCUACCUCUUCACCUUCGAUAAAAUCUCCUUAUACUAGUUUAACAGUAAACAUUCAUGGUGAUGAUAAUGAUAAUGUCAUUACAGAUUUUGACAGUGAUAUCAAUAACAAUGAGUCAGCUAAUUUAAUGGGAAAAGAUAGUUUCAAUUUAAAUUUACCAUUACUUAUAAGUGUUAUACAUGCCGGAAUGCAUUCUAUUAUAUCUUUUGUUUUAAUGAAUGAUAUUUUACCAUUUCUUUAUGAAAGAAAAAAAGGAAAAUCAAUAUCAAUGCAUAGCUAUGUCACUAGAAUUCCAUGUGCUGUGGCUGCUGGAUUGGAAAUAUGUAUGGCUAAUGCAUCUCUUGUAUAUGUGACACUCAGUUUUUAUACUAUGGUAAAAUCAUCUACACCAAUUUGGGUUUUGCUUUUUGCAUUUUUAUUUCAUUUAGAACAACCAAGAAUUUUGCUUAUAUUGAUAAUAGCAGUGAUAAGUAUAGGUGUGAUAUUGACAGUAGCAGGAGAAACAAAAUUUGAUCUUAUAGGGUUUUUAUUAGUGUUGAGUGCAGCAAUUAUUAGUGGUUUGAGAUGGACAUUGACACAAAUAUUGUUGCAAAAAGAGGAAGGAAUAGAUGAUCCAAUUUCAACACUUUAUUACAUCUCACCUGUAAUGUUUGCCUUGAUGCUUAUUCUUUCUUUAAUAUUCGAAAAUCCUUUAUUCGUCUUUAGUACUUCUAUGCAUUUCCAAGAUUUUACAACUAGCUUACAAACAUUUGGUUUGGUGCUAAUAGGUGGCUUGCUAGCCUUCUGUAUGACUGUGGCUGAAUUUGCUUUAAUCAAAAAUACAAGUACUGUCACACUAUCUGUAGCUGGCAUUAGCAAAGAAGUGCUUAUAAUCACUCUUUCUGUCAUUAUUUAUCAUGAUGUAAUGACUUCUAUAAAUUUAUUGGGGCUUGUAAUUUCAAUUUUUGGAAUAGCAGCAUAUAAUUACUACAAAUUACAUAAAUCAACUGAUACAAAUCAUUAUCAAUCAUUGCCAUUAAAAUCUUCAUCAAUAGACAAAUAG
Messenger RNA from Entrophospora sp. SA101, 1146 nucleotides. The record is from the annotation of a GenBank genome assembly. NCBI's taxonomy places the organism in Eukaryota, Fungi, Glomeromycota, Glomeromycetes, Entrophosporales, Entrophosporaceae.